AGAGUAUCAAUUUAAUCAGUAGGUGUUCUAUCUUUCAGUGUGCAGCAUCUCCACGAUCAAACACGGUUGAGUCUGAUGGGGUAUGUAUCGGCAGGACAUACAAAUUAUUCUCCAGGUAGUUGAGGCAGCAAUACAUGUAAUUGCGAGAGGUUAACAUAUUCCCUUUGAAAAUAAAAACUGCUUUGACCUUCCGCUACUGCUUUGACCUUCUGCUCAAAUAUUCAAGGUCUGUAACCACUAAACAGUGUAAUUCUUUCUUACAGCCUUCCUUGCUCAAAACGUCAAGGUAUGAUCUGACAAAAGAAUACCCCAAAAGUCAGACAUACACUGAAGACAACAAGACACCGCAUGUCAUUUAUGAUGAAAUGGGAGUGAGCCAUAUGUAUGACUUAAGGAGCAAGUAGUUUGGCGCACAGAUGUAUGUAAUGUUUCCCCAUCCAUCCACAGACACGCUGUCAAUUCCGGAUGUAUGUAAUGUUUCCCCAUCCAUCCACAGACACGGCUGUCGAUUCUAGAUGUAUGUAAUGUUUCCCCAUCCAUCCACAGACACGGCUGUCGAUUCCAGAUGUAUGUAAUGUUUCCCCAUCCAUCCACAGACACGGCUGUCGAUUCCAGAUGUAUGUAAUGUUUCCCCAUCCAUCCACAGACACGGCUGUCGAUUCCAUAUGUAUGUAAUGUUUCCCCAUCCAUCCACAGACACGGCUGUCGAUUCCAGAUGUAUGUAAUGUUUCCCCAUCCAUCCACAGACACGGCUGUCGAUUCCAGAUGCGGGUGACAACGUCAUCAAGUCAAGAGGAGACAAGGACACGGAUCCGUACCCUCCUGGAGAGGACAUACACCAAUGGCACUAUAACCAUGGAAAACAAGUCCAACGACAUUAACAUCCGUCAUAUACCGCCAGGGAGUUGUCCUGAGCACCGACACCAGACCAGACAGGGCCUGUUUGUGUGGCCAGGCACCUGGGCCCCCCGGACUGCCACGCUGCCAUGUCAGGGAGACACCAGCAAGACAGCUAGCAGGCUCUGUCUGUUGGGUUUUCCAAUCCAUUGGGGUGUCCCAGAUCUGCACCAGUGCCCGUUUGUGGUUGAGACCAUUCCAGACCUAGACAACAUUGAUGUCACUCCUGAGAAUGCUAUGGAUGUGGUGGAGAUGAUAGAGGGCCUGCUGAAAGACCAUCCAGACCUCAACUGCACUGAACUGAGCACCAUUCUGAAGAAACUCAAAAACAUUGUUUUCAUCAGCUGUAUGACCCCACCUCUGGGCGAAGCUAUCAUCAACAUCAUCUCAGACAUCUUGGAGUCUAAGAGCUACCUGCAGCAUGUCACCAACCAAAUACUGGACAUUACAGAGAUGGUUGGCGACAAGAUGUCUUGUUUUGACCAGACAAAUUACACUUUGGUUGCUUCUGCGAUGGCAAUCUCCGUGGUGGACGUAGACCUGGGCCAGUUUCAGGUCCUCACUUUUGGCGUCUCGUCUGCUGCAGAGGGCCUAAGCCCCGAGAUUUAUAUCAACAAGGAUCCGUUCAAAGGGACUGUUGCAUUCAUCUCCCUACCCUCAGCCUUGAAGUACAGAUUUCCUCAACACAGUGGAGCCCAGCCGCGGGUUCAGUUUCAGUUUUAUGGAGUCCCAACUCUCUUCAUGAACAACCCGGAUGGGAAGAUCCUGAACACUUAUGUGGUCUCAGCCAGUGUCACCAAUGCCAGUGGCCCCAUCAAGGACCUAGAGGAGGAUGUAGAGGUGACACUACAUCACUUGACGUCCAAUCCACUUGGCAAGGAGGUGCAGUGUGUCUACUGGGACUUCAAUCAAAAUGAAGGAAGGGGAGGAUGGGAACAGCAUGGAUGCAGGAAGCACAACACCAGUGCUGACUAUACCACAUGCCUGUGUGACCACCUCACUCAUUUUGGAGUACUUCUGGAUGUAUCCAGGACUCAAAUCGACAUACCAAAUGAGGAAAUUCUGACCAUCAUCACUCAUCUGGGCUGCGGUGUGUCCUCCGUCUUCCUGGGAAUCACUGUGUUGACAUACACAGCAUUUGAGAAGCUCCGCAGAGACUACCCAUCCAAGAUCCUCAUUAACUUGUCUCUGGCGCUGCUGGGGCUCAACAUGGUUUUCCUGGUCAACUCCUGGCUCUCCUCCUUUGGCAGCUAUGGGCUUUGUGUGGCGGUGGCUUCCGCACUGCACUAUUUCCUACUGGCCUCUUUCACCUGGAUGGGCCUGGAGGCUGUGCACAUGUACUUUGCCUUGGUCAAAGUCUUCAAUGUUUAUGUGCCCUCAUACAUCCUCAAGUUCUGCUCCCUAGGAUGGGGAAUCCCUCUGGCUAUAUGCUGCGUAGUUCUGGUUGUGAAGAGAGAGUCCUACGGCAGCUCCCUCGGCAGUGAGUCCAUGGAACCACUAGAUAACUCCGAGGCGUUCUGCUGGAUCCAGGAUGAAGUGGCUUUCUAUGUGUCUGUGGUGGGCUACAUUCUGCUAGUGAUGCUGUGCAACAUGGCUAUCUUCGUGGUGGUCCUGGUCCAGAUCCGCCACAUGCGGGUCAAUCAGCCGGCUGGCAUCCAUAGCGGCCUCCUUCUGCAGGACCUGAAGGGGGUUUCCAGUCUCACCUUCCUGCUGGGUCUCACCUGGACUGUGGCUUUCUUCGCCUGGGGGCCAGCCAAGGUUCCCUUCCUCUACCUCUUCUGUGUCCUCAACAGUCUGCAAGGGUUCUUUAUAUUUCUGUUCCAUUGUCUGAUGAAGGAGAAUGUGAGAAAACAAUGGAGAAUCCAUUUGUGCUUUGGCCGCUUCAGACUCCAAGACUACUCUGAGUGGAGCCAGACUUUUACAGUUGGUGCCAAAUCCAGACCUAAACCUCUGGUGCGCAUGCCCUCAGUGAGGUCCAUCAAGUCCAGUGCCACAGAAAGCACCUCAGCCUCCUCCGACUCCAGUCAACGACAGGUCUCCAUCAGAAGACCUAACUUGAACCUUGUGUAUGAGAAUAACUUGGCACUACCACUUGUCCAACGCAACUCCACUCCUCUACCUCACAAGAGUGCCUCUUUCCCAGAGGAGGGGCACUGCGAGGGGCCCUCUUGGCAAGACGGAUCUCACCCAAGACAUCGGCUACCCAUUCCUUAAGACCUUUGAAAUACGGCAAGGAGGAACACCUUAAUUUGUGCUAAAUGAAUGAAUAGAGAAACAAAGAUUGUAACUUGUGCAAUCUGAAAUAUCAGACAAGGCUUGGUUCUGUGUAACAUGGCAGCUUUUGCUUUGACUCAAUCUGGGACAUGAAUGCACAUGUAUGAUAAAGCAACAUUUAGGACAUAAUAUGAAUGGUGUUUUUAAUUUCUACUUACUUUGUAGCAAAUUAAAAUGAAGUUCUUUGUGAUGAUCUAUCGGAUGAAUGAUGUCCUGUCCAUCUUCACUGAUCUAUUUAUUAUACUGAAGGUGUGACAAAUUAGACUAGUAUGCAUGUGUGCAAAACAGACAAUAAAUGACAUUGGCUGCAAUCUUUUUUAAA
This is a messenger RNA of Oncorhynchus tshawytscha (Chinook salmon), 3493 nucleotides long. It is a transcript of the gene adgrg4b, whose product is annotated as adhesion G-protein coupled receptor G4. NCBI's taxonomy places the organism in Eukaryota, Metazoa, Chordata, Actinopteri, Salmoniformes, Salmonidae. The transcript has 16 exons. Gene Ontology annotation, molecular function: G protein-coupled receptor activity. Gene Ontology annotation, biological process: adenylate cyclase-activating G protein-coupled receptor signaling pathway; cell surface receptor signaling pathway. The coding region runs from base 766 to 3111 and encodes 781 amino acids. Gene Ontology annotation, cellular component: membrane. The record is from RefSeq and is a predicted model, not a curated record.